Molecule: messenger RNA, 1104 nt
Organism: Penicillium hordei
Lineage: Eukaryota; Fungi; Ascomycota; Eurotiomycetes; Eurotiales; Aspergillaceae
Product: Clr5 domain-containing protein
Exons: 2
Coding region: 1-1104 (367 amino acids)
Source: RefSeq, a predicted model, not a curated record
AUGAAGACUUCCAUCUCAUCCGAUGUAUGGGAGAAGAAGAAGGUGUUGAUCUCCAAGCUAUAUAUGGAAGAGGAAUGGCCCUUGAAGCAGGUCAUCAAACAAAUACGUACCGAUGAUUUCAAUCCUAGUGAAACCCAACUACGAAGCAGACUGAAGAAAUGGCGAGUGACCAAGCCUUCCCGUCAGACUAGAAAGAAGAGUCUGGCUUCAGCCUCUGGAGAAGACCAAGAUUUAGACAAGGAUGUGAAGCGCAAAGCAUCCACCAUCCAAAGACCACUGCCAUCAUUACCGACAAGAGAGACACCAACCCACCAUGAAUGGCCCAUGACACAACCCAACUACGGACAUCCGUCCACCCUCCAACACCCCGUCCCAGAUCAGGACCGGAAAUGGAGCUCUCCUAUGAUCCAACAACUCACCCCAAGCCCCUCCGACGAGCACAUUUUCAACCCAGACCGCACAACAGCCGUCUCUUAUUCAGAUCUCAGCCCAACAACGACAUCCUUCGACCACUCCCACACCUCCCCAGUCGGCGAGGGUCUCAUGCUGAACACAACCUCCGCCGUGGCCCCAUCCUACCCAACCUACCCACUCUCACCUGAAUCGUGCCUUCCAAGCCCAGGCGCGGCAACGACCCCCGGCGGCAUUGGCUGGCCACCCCGCGCUGUUUCAGUAGACUACGGUCUUAACCCAUCUCAGUGGUACUCGCUGCCCUUUGAAGCCCUCACUCCCCCAGCCAUCCCCCAGUCCACGGCUGCCCCCAUGACGCCUUCAAUGAACGGCUACCUCCCCCAAGCCCAGCUCUACCAUCCCCAGUACCACCACCACUAUGGCGAGGUACCAGAGUACCCCCAUGGCUAUGAUGCCAAGAACUGGAAACGUGCUAUGUCGUUGCAGUAUGAUAUGGCCGGCCAUCUGUCUGCUCGGCCCGAACAUGAUAGGAAGCAGAUGCUCCCGCAUACACAACCUCAUGGCCAGUCCCAUCACAUGGCGUCCCCGCCGCAUACCCUGCCCGGUGGACCUCAUUCGGUGAUGUGUGCUCCAAUCAUGCCUUACAUGGGCCAUGACCAUUAUGUGCAGAAGCCUCCGGGCAUUGGAUACUAG